Molecule: messenger RNA, 846 nt
Organism: Opisthorchis viverrini
Lineage: Eukaryota; Metazoa; Platyhelminthes; Trematoda; Opisthorchiida; Opisthorchiidae
Exons: 6
Coding region: 1-846 (281 amino acids)
Source: RefSeq, a predicted model, not a curated record
AUGGAGGCACCGUUCACGAACUCCCGUGGGCGCGCACGAGCAUAUGGCAAGCUUUUGCCUGAGUUAUUCAUGUCCAGUGUUGUGAGGCAAUGUCACCCUCUUUCAGCGGUUCUUGUCAAACUUGGCAUUGACGCGCUGCUUAAAGCAUCUCUGUCUGCCUUCGAAACUUCGGGGACUGAAAUAAUUUUGAGGCGCUUGGACACCGGCACUGAAUACAAAGACAACAUUCCUCUCCUCAUUUCAGAUCCUUCAAAAGUGUGGGUGUGUAAUGCCCGAUAUUGUCAGCAAGCAAUGAGCCUUCGAAAGGGGAUCUGCUGGGAAACCAAAGAGGUGUUCCUGUAUGAAUUGCCUGAUCGAACUGCGGUCACUUUGAUGGACACAAUCCAGGCCUGCAUGGCUCCCGACUCAAACACUAUCUCCGAUGUGUGGACAUCAUACCAGGGAAUUGAAACGACGAUUGACGUGAAUUAUACUCAUGAAACGAUGCCAUCCAUCUCGGACAAGAUGACCGCCUAUGAAUUACCAGAUAGACCAAACUUAGCGAUUCGCAAGCGAAAGGCACAGCAUACCAGUGCACACAUCUUUGCCGAUAUCAACGAAUUCCACCACAAUAUGACCGCAGUUGCCGGUCGGUUGUCAGCUGGAUUUCUUGAGUCAACAAAUGACUCUUCGGGUGGCUUUUUAGCACCGGUUGAGGACAUGUUCGUUGAUUUGUUGGCUUAUCUGCUUGUUAGGAAGCGGGUUGAGGCACAACGAGGGGUCAAAAUGAAUGCUCCGCGAUACCACCUCCCCGUGGUUCAGUUGGCACCAGAUAUCGCAACACAUUUUCUAGGUGGAAUACGCUAG